AUCCCAUGGUCUGUCACGAUGAGGCCGACGCUAAUGCUGAAUUGUGUCCUCGCGAUGGGCCUCUUUACCUGCAUCGGUGCAAUCACCGUAUCGAUAGACCGUUCCGAUAACAAACCCCCUCCGACACGGUCAUCGAUGAUCGCAAACGGCUGGCGGCCGCUGACCAGCGGCUACGAGAACACGAUCGGCACGAACGUGUCUCCCUCGAGCAACCUAGAACGAAACGGACUGCUGCAUCCAGUUCUGGGCAAACUUCAAGAACACAUGGCUGCGUCUGAAAAGCUGAAACCACAACGAAAGGGUAAACCGACCUCCCAUCACGACUACAAUCCGCCCAGUAUACUAGGCAGCUUCACGGUUCUCGGUCACGCGGCUGCGAAGGCACGCGGCGAGGCCCAUGCUGGCCACAGCCACGUGAAUAAACACGUCGCGUCUGAGACGCGGGAGUACACCUUCCUGGUCCCUCCGCCCAAGGACGCUUUCCGUUUCGAUCUAGACCAGCACCGGAAGCCGAUCUUACGAGACAGCUCAGCGUACUUGCGGCAGCCGCAGUUCGUUCCCCCGGUCAUGCAUCAGCCGCCGGAUCCAAUAAAGGCGGCUACGUAUUUUAUCAAGGGCUACACUUCCACCACGAACUCACCCUCUUCGCCAGCCAUCCCUUCGAAGAACAGGCACUACGCCGACCCGUACAUUCCCCAGUUACUACAACCACCCAAGUAUCAUCAAGUGAAGCCUUUCGAGUCACUGAAAGUCCCCAACAGCGCGAAACCCUACUUCCAACCACCUGGAACAUCUUUGGCGAACGAUUUCACUAAAGACAAGAGACUAUCCGACUACGAUCACAGACAGAAUUACGAGAAAUUCCCUGGACAGAGUCACAACGACCACAUCAUCAAUCCAGCCAGCACAGGAAAUUUCUUCAGUCAAGUGAAUCACCCAGGGCAUUCCUAUAAAACGUCUUACGAGAGAGAUCCAGCGUUCCUCGUUCACGAGAGUCACGAGAUCAGUUACAUCACUCCUCCCUCUGUGUACAAUACCUUCAACUUCAGACCUUCCUUGCCUUACGAGACUCUUCUGCCUCCGGAUGUGUACAUGUCUUCUACGCCACCCCCUACUACUCCUCGUACACAGGAGCCGAUUAAGUAUCAGCAAUCUGGCGACACGCUACAGGAUUACAAGCGACCUAGCCAAAGUACCACAGCUAAACAAGUGGAAGCUGGAGGUCACGGUGAGCUUCUGCCAACCGCGGGGAUUGCUAACACCUACUACGUGUCCGAGCAGCAGGAUUUAACUCCACCACCCUCCGCCUGGCCAGUGCCUAAGAACAAGUAUCCAAGUGACAUAAACGAGGUUCUGCCACGUGUUAAUCCCCCUUCGAAGUUCAAUCAGGAGCCAGUGGUGCCAAAUCAGAUCCAGCAGGUUCCAAAGGUGGUGUACAUCGGUCCCCAGGCGUCAUCGCCACAGUACCACAGCUCAGUGCUACCAAUCGAUAUUCGACCAGAGAACCAGGAGCCAGAGUAUGAGACGCCAGAGAGUAUAUCGUUGAAACACUUCAACGAGCAACAGUAUUUGAUUCAGCAACAGUUACUGCAGAGGGAUAGGCAGAGACUGGCUGAGCAGGAGAGGCAACAACAGUUGGAAAUUGAGAAGCAGCAGCAAGAAGAGCUGAAGAAGAGGCAGGAGGAGUUGAGACAAUUGUUGGAGCAGCAGAAGGAGGAGGAAGAGACUAGGUAUGCGCUUGAAACAGCGAAGAAUCAGACGGAACAAUUGACGAGAGUCACUGAGGAACAACCUUCCUAUCCGAUCCAGCUGGCAGAGUACGAUAUCCCAAAGGUUACCACUGAUCUAGCAGCGGUGAUCACAGAGCAGAGCGGUUUUGGAGAGCAGCCAAUGGUGCAACAGUCUCAGGUAACCCAACCAGAGUACGUAAUAUCAGAGAGCCCCAUCGUUCCCAGUCAGGAGUAUCAGGACCACUCAAAAAAUCAACAGGAACAGGUCAAUUACCAUGAGCAGCAAAUUAAUUUACGGUUUCCGAAGCCGCACAAGCCAUUGCGCGAUCAAUAUAGGCGGCGAAAACCAAGUACAGUGGCUUACGAACAAACGGCAACGGAAGCUCCCAUCCAAGUUCCAGAAACUUCCGUUCCUGUGACUCUACGUAUAGAGGAAGCGGCCAUUCAAACAACCUCCGCGCCAGAAACGGUGACAUUGCCAACAGUGAGCAGUCAAAAGCCUAGAACGCGACGACCAGGUUCCCCAUUGCGUCGAAGAAGACCAACAACAACAACUCCAGAAUCAAUCACUGUACCAGCCGCAGAAGACUAUCUAAAAUACGACAGACCAGACGAAAUAUCCCACCAAGUGGACACUUCGAAGAGAAGACGAAUCAAACCUACGCAAACUAAUUACGAAGAAACUGUAACCGAGAAAAAGGCGAAUAUUAGAAAACGACCUGGUCAUAGGAACAGAGUGAACCAUGGAGAACCAUUCGAAGCUGAAAUCGUUACAGAGAUCGUGCACACGUCCUUAAACUCGUACAAGAAUCCCACAGAAUCAAUCCAACCAUACAACGAGUACAAUCAAUUCGUGACUAACCAACCUAAUCAGCAGUACGAUUACACGUCGCAGAGGUUCGUGACGGUUGAGGACCAACGAGAAGAAACUACGCAAUCCGUACAACCAGAAUACUUUACGGAAGUGACUCGAGCAAAGCCUGAAGACAUUCCUAUUAACGAGAAUUAUAAUCCACAACAGGCUGGUGGCGUGGCUACCAAUAUACCCCUGGAGGAUCUGUUUAUCAGAACAGAGGGUAAUUACUUCGAUCGAGCUACUGCCGUGUCCUCGACUAGCAGCAGUGCAAGCACGAGCACCGUUUCAAGCAGCAACGUCGCCACAGUGCCACCAACGACGACGUCAACUGCCCAAUCGACCACUCAAACACCACCAUUAAGCUCCUCCACGUCCAGAUCCCACAAGAUCCGACCGAUCAGGUAUGGGAACACGACCAGGCCGCGUUUCAGCAUCAAGGACUACAAGAGUCGACUGGAUUACAAGAGUAGAUUAGGUCAGGUCUCGAGCACGGAGACGCCAGUGACGCCUGCGUCGAAGCAGAGGGGUAGCUUGAAGAGCCAACAGAGCCAACAGAGCCAACAGAAUCAGCAGAACGCCGCUGAAGCAAGCAGAGAGACGACAGGAAGAUACAAGUUCGUCUCGAGGGUGAAUUACAGGACGACCUCACAGAGUCCUCUGGUCUCGAAGGAUCAGGAAUCCGUGGCUGAAGAUAGUGGAACUACUUCUUCUACUACUGAAAGGAGCAACCGAUUCGUGCCCAAGAGAAGACCUAUCAAUGGUAACGUAUACAGAAGCAGGGUAUCCGGAACGACGAGUAGUCCUAGUAGAUCACAGCAUCAUUAUGAAAGCGAGAAUCAGUCGAAACCGAGCACAGCUAGACCAGAGAAUGUUUUCUCCUCGUCAGUUCGACGACGACCAAUGAUGAAGAGCAGACUCAACGGACAAAGGGAGAGUUCGACUGCAGCGUAUCCUGAGAGGAAAGAGACAGAGGCCACUGAAAUGGCUGCAGAAGAAACCAGUUUCUAUUCUGCCGUCACUACGGCGGGUACUACUAGGAUAGUAGCUAAAGAGGUCCCCAUAAAAGCGGUGGAAAACGGGUCUACGAACAUGCCAACAAUUGUGGAGGCAAAGAAGUAUGCAGAAGAAAGUGAAACUGGACAGAGUUUUCACGCUGAGAAGGAGCAGCCUGUGGAACCGGUUGCUAGUAGCACCGCCAAAAGCGUCGACGAGAGUCAGCUGAGGGAAACUGACAUCACGGAGCAGUAUUCUACUGCGAGGAGCGAGGAAACUACGAUACAAGGGGAGAUCAAAGUGGAAACCACGACAACGUUCGAAGUUCGAUCGGACGAGGAGGAGUUGUUCGCAAAGGCAUCGCAGAGUGUUGCGGAUCUGACGAGUUCUGCUUCAGCGUUGUACGACAAGCCUGGAAUGUUCAAGGCGGUCUCACCGGAGAGCAGAGUGGUCGCCUCACACUUCAAGAUCCCUUCUGAUGAGCCCACUUUACCCAUCGAGGCCUUUUUCCAGGAGCUAUCGAAGAAGAGCUAA
This is a messenger RNA of Habropoda laboriosa, 4113 nucleotides long. RefSeq lists its product as uncharacterized. The annotation marks the transcript as partial. The transcript has 4 exons. NCBI's taxonomy places the organism in Eukaryota, Metazoa, Arthropoda, Insecta, Hymenoptera, Apidae. The record is from RefSeq and is a predicted model, not a curated record.